AUAACUAGUUAUUAAUUUUUAAAUGGCUGCUGAAGGUGGUAAAGAAAGGUACAAGUUUUCUGCGAAGUCCUUCCAGAAGUCUUCCUAUGAGAAGGAACUAUUCGAGCUAGUGGAACUAAGUGAAGUGCCUUUAGAUCAUGAUUUAUUCAAAGUUAUACUGGAACUGCUGAAAGAGAACGUUGCUCCCAGUGCUAUUGUGCAUGUACUGAAAGCUUUGAGGUCAGCAAGUGAGAGUUCUGCCCACUUGGAAGGCAGUACCGAUCAGCAAAGAACUGGUCAUUCAACAGGAGCUACACCUGAUAUUAAUAACUAAAAUAAUUAAUAAUUUGAUAUUUUUAAGCAGCUGUAUUUUGCAUCACUAGUCCCUCUCUCCCUCCACAAUCGCUCUUUGUCUAUUAUUAUU
Amphimedon queenslandica is the source of this 403-nucleotide messenger RNA. Its product is annotated as mitotic-spindle organizing protein 2-like. Gene Ontology annotation, cellular component: spindle; centrosome. Bases 23 to 313 code for a protein of 96 amino acids. NCBI's taxonomy places the organism in Eukaryota, Metazoa, Porifera, Demospongiae, Haplosclerida, Niphatidae. The transcript has 4 exons. The record is from RefSeq and is a predicted model, not a curated record.